Messenger RNA from Clarias gariepinus (North African catfish), 1976 nucleotides. RefSeq names its product ribose 5-phosphate isomerase A (ribose 5-phosphate epimerase) (gene rpia). The transcript has 9 exons. Bases 78 to 911 code for a protein of 277 amino acids. Gene Ontology annotation, cellular component: intracellular membrane-bounded organelle. The record is from RefSeq and is a predicted model, not a curated record. Lineage: Eukaryota; Metazoa; Chordata; Actinopteri; Siluriformes; Clariidae. Gene Ontology annotation, biological process: pentose-phosphate shunt, non-oxidative branch; D-ribose metabolic process. Gene Ontology annotation, molecular function: ribose-5-phosphate isomerase activity.
AGCAAAGGGAAGCUUGAUUAACCUCGGCCAGUCUAAUAAACAGACUGAGCGGAGUGUGUGUGUCCUGCUGAAGUGUGAUGAAGUGGGGGAGGUGGGCUGAGCUCAGCGUGCAGUAUACACUCUUGUUUUCCGGCUCCUCCUCUCGCGCACACCUCGGCAGGGUAGCGCGCGCGCCGCAGAGCCACAGUUCGAGCCGAGCCGCCAUGGCUGAGGAGGCGAAGAAACUGGCCGCUUACGCUGCUGUGGACAACCACAUCCAGAACAACCAGGUGGUUGGAGUGGGGAGCGGCUCCACCAUAGUCUAUGCUGUGGACAGACUGGCUGACAGAGUACGGCAGGAGAAGUUGAACAUUGUAUGUGUUCCUACGUCCUUCCAGGCUCGGCAGCUGAUUCUGCAGCAUGGCCUGUCGCUUUCAGAUUUAGACAGACACCCAGAUCUGGAUGUAGCAAUUGACGGAGCUGAUGAGGUGGAUGAUUCGCUCACUCUGAUUAAAGGAGGCGGAGGAUGCCUGACUCAGGAGAAAAUCGUAGCCGGCUGUGCCAAACACUUCAUUGUCGUUGCUGACUACAGGAAGGACUCAAAGGCACUGGGGCAGCAGUGGAAAAAAGGUGUUCCUGUGGAGGUGGUCCCUAUGGCGUACGUUCCUGUGUCCAGGGCCAUCACGCGGCGCUUUGGUGGGGAAGCUGUGCUGAGGAUGGCUGUCAGUAAAGCGGGCCCCGUGGUGACUGAUAACAGCAACUUCAUUCUCGACUGGAAGUUUGAGCAUGCUCAGAACUGGAAGGAGGUCAACACUGCCAUCAAGAUGAUCCCAGGUGUUGUGGAGACCGGCCUGUUUGUGGGAAUGGCUGAGAGAGUUUACUUUGGGAUGGAAGAUGGAAGUGUGAAGGUCAGAGAUUCUCAAGUGAACUGAAGAAACACAAAGAAACAGAAAGCUCUGUCCUUUCCUGUCCUUGACACCUCAAGUGCCAGUGCAGUGCACACAAACACAUACGCACGCACACACACACACACACACACACAGCCCUUUGUGUUGUCUACUAAGAGUAGUCAGAGCUGCCACCCCUGCUGGCAAAGCGGUACACCAAUACAACAUUCCCAAUGAUCUUAUGUAUGUAUAUGUCUAUGUGUUCACCUGUCUGUGUGUGUGUGUGUGUGUGUGUGUUAUGAGAAAUUAUACACGCAGAUUCAUCAUGAGGGGUUGGACUGUGUAUAUAGGCUUGAUUAUGUUGUUUUUCAUCCUCUUAUUGUCACAGUAUGAGUAAAUGUGAAACUGUUGAAUCAUCCUGGCUUUCAUACAAGAUGCAGUCCCGACCUAAACAACUAGACAGGUUUAAGCCCAGUCUAACUAAAUAAUCAUUAUUCAAUGAUCUGGGAAAAUGCCUUAUUUGUGUUUCUCACACUUUCUCUCGCACUGAUCUCUCACUUUGUGGCUCAUGCAUAUUUUCAGUCAUUUUGUGUCCAAAUUGUUAUCUGGUUUCAGUUGUAAUUUUGUUUAUGUUCAACCAAAGCAUAACCGGCAUCUGAUAAUAUAAAGCAGGAGUAACUAUUCAAUACAUGUGUAAUAGUAUCAAUAUACCAGCUUACACACACACACACACACACACACACACACACACACACAGAGUCAUCUUUCUUUAGAUCUAAUCAGUUAGCAGUUCUGGCAGUACAAUCUUUUUCUGUGUGGCUCAGUUUCAGGAUGAACCACAUGCCAUAUAACUGAGUUAGGAUUAAAUGUUUAUUCUUUAAUGUGCCUGUAAACUGGUUCACCCCAUCAAGCCUUACCUUUACACACACAGAUCUGGAAUGGGCAUUAUGAGUUCGACAACAGUAUUUUAAACACCAGCUUAAUUUUUUUGCAAGUUUUGUUACCAACAUUACUGUGAUUUAAAGGUUUUGAUUUUUGACCAAACUUCUAAGUUGUUAUGCUCUUAUAUGACUGAAGACGAAAAGAUUAAAACAAAACUGUUAACCUAUG